ACUAUGCCUUCAACCUUCUCCGAGUGGUGCCUGGGGCGCCUGCUGCUACUAGUGCUACUCGGCACCAGCGUCUCGGGCGGGAACCCUGCAGAUCCAGCUAUGACAACACAAGAUUCAAGUCAGACUCAGGUGAAUUCUGUCACUAAGAUGCAACCUGGACAUGGAUCAUCUGAUGUUGCCACACAAGAGCUCAAGCCAGCAAGCAAGGAGGACUCAGAAUAUGAGAUAGUCCUAUCUGGUGCUCCAGUGGAAAAAAAUAUCUCUGUAGCCAGUCCAACUAAAGUUGAACUUAUAUGCAAAUUAGGUGAGGAUUCCAAUUUGAAAAAUCCUCAAGUGACUUGGAAAAAGGGAGGUGAAACAAUCAGUCACACCACUAAAACUCAGAACAGCUGGAGCAUCCAAGUGACCAUCUCAGAAAGCAGUCAGCUGGGAAGUUACACUUGUAUUCUGAAAGGUGAAAAAGAACUCAGUGCUACAUUUCAUUUGCAUGUACCCAAGACUGAAGGAAGAGAAAAACCUGUUAUCACUUAUAUAGGAGAUACAGCUGUAAUGGUUUGUAAAACUGAGUAUAAUGCCAAGGCUUGGACCUGGUAUAUGACCAAUGGAACUGAGCUGGCUCCCAUUAAUACGAUUUUGCAUACUGACAAGUUUGAAAUUAUGAGAAAAUCUGCCAAAGUAAACCGUCUGGAGAUUUUCAAGCUCACAAAGAAAGAUCGUGGUGUAUAUUGGUGUGAAGCUGUUUUUGAUUUAGGGAGCAGUAAAGCGAGGUUUGAACUUAAAGUUCUGUCCAUCUCAGCACCUCUCAAACCCUUUAUAGCAGUUGUGGCUGAAGUUGCUAUUCUUGUAACUACUAUUGUCCUCUAUGAGAUGUAUUCAAAAAGGAAAGGAAAAGGAGGUGGAAAAGAGUUUGACCAAAUUGAGAAACUUAAAUCAGAAGAAAACAUUACUGAGAGAUCCAAGUAGUUCUAGACAGAGAAGUAAACCUUGAAAAGAGAUUUAAGCCAAGAGAAGUGGAAAUCAUCACAAAGCUACAGAAUAUGUAUGCAACUAUGCAUUUUAAACAUUCACUGUGUUUUGAAGUAAAGUCCUCUACAUUUGAUUAAUAAGAUACUUUAAAAAUAGCUCUGAAACUACUCAUUUUAUACAGAUAAUAUGAUAUACUGUAUUUAGAAAUUUAUCUGUAGCAGGUAGUUUUCUACAUGAUUAGGCUUACUGUUGGUCUGUGAUUGGUCUGUUUGAUCUUUGUUUCCCGGACUGAAACUAGUGUUUUAUUUGCUGCAUAAAUGGUUAAUAUAGGGUGUGCAUAUUAUCUGAGUGUUAUAAAACUGGACAUACAAGAUCACAAGAAGUAUUUCCUCCAAAGAAAAUGCCUUUUUACCAGCUGAUGAAGCAAAUGUGGUGCGGUCAGUUUUACCAAAGAAAUGACGUAAGGGGAAUCUUCAUCAGAACUUAAAUGAAACAAUUA
Poecile atricapillus (Black-capped chickadee) is the source of this 1465-nucleotide messenger RNA. RefSeq names its product embigin (gene EMB). The transcript has 10 exons. Bases 4 to 963 code for a protein of 319 amino acids. The record is from RefSeq and is a predicted model, not a curated record. NCBI's taxonomy places the organism in Eukaryota, Metazoa, Chordata, Aves, Passeriformes, Paridae.